Molecule: messenger RNA, 363 nt
Organism: Helobdella robusta
Lineage: Eukaryota; Metazoa; Annelida; Clitellata; Rhynchobdellida; Glossiphoniidae
Exons: 2
Coding region: 1-363 (120 amino acids)
Source: RefSeq, a predicted model, not a curated record
AUGUCUAUGAUGUGUUUGUGUGUGUGUGUGUGUGUGUGUGUGUGUGUGUGUGUGUGUGUGUGUGUGUGUGUGUGUCGCAAGAUUUUGUUAGUAAGCUUCGGUAUGUUAGCUCAGUCGAUAGAAGCGCCAUGUCUUGCACUGUUAUUGCCUGAUGACCUGGUUCAAAUACUAUCUGUUCGGUUCGAAGCUCAAAAACUCAAAUCCAAAAGCGAUCAUGUGCCAUGUACGUACAAUGUAAUGCUUGGGUAUUACAUGUGGCCUAUCGAGAUGUUUCAGACUUGUAGCAAGAAAGUUAAAUUAAAAGAAGCAGUUUUGCAUUUGUCAGAGCUUCGUAAAAAAGAACAAAAACAGUUCGAUAUCUAA